ACAUUACAUUGUACAUAUUUGUGCACUGUCACGAUCGUAAUCGUGUUUGCUAAAAUAUCUAUAAAGCGGUGACGUGAUAUUUUCGAUCAUAUAUUUUCGAGGUUCUGAUCAAGUAACUUUGCAUUAGUUUGAUUAUCAUUAUCCACCAUAAUGUGGCGCACUACAGUAAAUCAAGGUAUUCGUAAUUUUAGCGUUAAUUCGCCCGUGAUAAAAUGCAAUCGUUUACAAGGGAAAACAGCAAUUGUGACAGCUUCAACAGAUGGUAUUGGCUUUGCAAUUGCAAGACGUUUGGCUCAAGAAGGUGCCAAAGUGAUGAUUAGCAGUCGUAAAGAUUCAAAUGUAAAGAAAGCAGUGGAACAGCUUCAAUCUGAAGGACUAGAAGUAUCUGGUGUUGUAUGUCAUGUUGCUAAACAGGAAGACAGAAAAAAUCUUUUUAACAAAACAAAAGAGAAAUUUGGUGGAUUAGAUAUUCUUGUAUCAAAUGCAGCUGUAAACCCUGUGUUUACCACACUUUUUGAGACUCCUGAGGCUGCAUGGGACAAAAUUUUUGAAAUUAAUGUUAAAAGUGGCUUUCUUCUAAUGCAAGAAUCUUUGCCACUAUUGCGAGAAAGUAAAUCAUCUUCAAUAAUACUUAUAUCUUCAAUAGCAGCAUAUCAACAAGUUACAGCAUUAGGUGUUUAUGCUGUAAGUAAGACAGCAUUACUAGGUCUUAACAAUAUUGCUGCUGCUGCUCUUGUAUCAGAAGGAAUUCGUGUAAACUGCAUAGCACCUGGUUUUAUAAAAACAAAGUUUUCUCAACAACUUAUUGAAGGUGAUUUCCAUGAAGCAACUGUGUCCACAAUACCAAUGCGAAAAAUUGGUGAACCAGACGAGAUUGCAGGUGUAGCAGCAUUUUUAGCAAGUGACGAUGCUGCUUAUAUUACUGGUGAAACCAUUGUUGCUGCUGGUGGAAUGCAAUCUAGACUAUAAAUACGUUUAAAAUGUUGAAUUGUUACAUAUCAUACAUAAUUUCUAAACAUUGCAUUUUACAUAUUUUUUAUAUUGUAUAAAUUAUUAAUUUUGUUAAUUAUACGAUUGUAAUCUCCUAUAUUUAAUUAUUAAUCUAACAAUAUAUUUUUGGACAAAAUUGCAACUGUGUUUAUUGCACACAUUAUAUUUUUUGUAAAAAUAUGUUAUAUCUAAUAUUAAUAUAAAAGUUUUUUUUAUUAAA
Molecule: messenger RNA, 1210 nt
Organism: Megalopta genalis
Lineage: Eukaryota; Metazoa; Arthropoda; Insecta; Hymenoptera; Halictidae
Product: dehydrogenase/reductase SDR family member 4
Molecular function (GO): carbonyl reductase (NADPH) activity
Source: RefSeq, a predicted model, not a curated record